This is a messenger RNA of Andrographis paniculata, 1190 nucleotides long. RefSeq lists its product as uncharacterized. The record is from RefSeq and is a predicted model, not a curated record. Gene Ontology annotation, cellular component: endosome; trans-Golgi network. Lineage: Eukaryota; Viridiplantae; Streptophyta; Magnoliopsida; Lamiales; Acanthaceae. The transcript is spliced from 3 exons. Bases 195 to 941 code for a protein of 248 amino acids.
CACCCCAACAAAACCAUUAUUUGCAUCUGCACCCAUAGUGAAGAACAAAGGAGAAAUUAGUUCACAAUCAUGGCAUAAAAGAAGCAGCAGCAGCAGAAGAUCAAGAGAGACGAAGCGAAGAUCGAUUCAAUGUCCAUAUAAAAAGGAAAAGAAUUGAAUUGUAUUGUAUUGCUCAAAUCCAUGUAGACAGAAAAAUGGCGAAUCCCAGAAGAACCUCCUACGCCUCCAACCUCCCCAUUUCCGAACCCUUUCCGCAAUUCCAAUCUCCGGCCGCCGCCCAAUCCACGGCGGCGACGCUCAUCACCUCCGCCAAGGUAUUCCUCAAAAAGCCCCACGCCUUCCCCUUCCUCCUCUCGAUCUUCCUUCUCCUCACUUGGAUUUCUCUCCGGCUGCAACACGCCUCCGGCGAUUCCGCGUUUCACCGCUCUUCGGCGGCGGCGUCGUACGGUACGAGCGCCAAGGACGUCGGCGGCGGCGGCGGCGACGACGGUCAUUUUAGGGAUUCCGAUGCCAACGCAGUGAAAUUCUCCGCCUCGUCUUCUAUUGCGAUGAAGGAUAAGCGUGGGUGGUUGGUUAAUCCGAUUACUCUCGCCAUGGAUUUUGAUAUUCAAGGUGGGGCGGUUUCGUGUGCGUCAAUUCAUGUCGGAGAGAUCCAACCAGGAAAGAUGAGGGGAAACCACAGGCACCAUACUUCCAACGAGACCUUUCUAAUAUGGGGAGCCAAUACUGUAUUUAGGCUCGAAAACAAGGCUGCGAAAAAAGGAUACUCAGAGAUGGUCAUUAGCGCAGAUGAAGUUAUAGUCGGAGCCAGCCCACGCGGCACUGCUCAUGCUAUGGUGAACAUUGAUGCUGAACGAACGACGUAUUUCUUGGGCUGUCAAGACAACAUAGUAAAUUACAAUGACAACACAACUGACUUUAAGGUUUGGAAAGAUCUAUAGCUUUUCUUUGUUCCUUUCUUACCUUAGAUAUAAAUAUCGAAGCUAUGAUUGUUGUCGACCAGAUGGUAUAGCUGAAGUUCCUGUUUAUAAUACACUUCUUUUCUUUUUGUAAAUCUUUGCGCGAUCCCUUUGGCAUUUUUUUGAUCGAUAGUAACAUUCUUAGAGCAAGGGAAAUGAGCUAUGAUCGACCGAUGAUCGUGAUAGCAAAAAUUCGGGGAAAAGUAUAUAGGAAAAAAAUUAUUUUUAGCA